Molecule: messenger RNA, 384 nt
Organism: Dissoconium aciculare CBS 342.82
Lineage: Eukaryota; Fungi; Ascomycota; Dothideomycetes; Mycosphaerellales; Dissoconiaceae
Product: DUF1763-domain-containing protein
Exons: 2
Coding region: 1-384 (127 amino acids)
Source: RefSeq, a predicted model, not a curated record
AUGAGCGCCACGCGCGCAGAGAUCUUGCUGGCAUAUCGGAAACUCUAUCAACAUGCACUACGGGCGGUGAAGUACACCUCACCGGAUUCGAUAGUUGUUCGAGAAAAGCUGCGUCACGCGUUUCGCGAAUCCCCUAAGGAGAGUUUUGAUGCUGCUCGGAUUGCGCGGACGAUGGAGUUUCUCGACAAUGCUGCCCGGAUGAAGGGUCUCGAAACCAAGAUCGUGAAGAAUCUCAUCCACAUCGCGUGGGGCAAGCAUAAAAUGACAUAUACUUUGAAUCCGGCAAUGCACGCUUCCGAUAGAUUGCUACGAAGACAGGCUUACGACCAGGUCGAUGCCACGGUGGAGAAGCUCAACGAGAGUAUGGGACUUUGCUUGCGAUGA